UUUCCAGUAUUCUUUAGUUCGCCGUGCCGUAAGGUUGUACCGUAUUAUCUAAGGAAAGAGUUCUCGUGUGACUGAAGAGACUGCUUUGCUGUCUUAUCAAACAAUCAACAUGUGCCAGCGUUUGAAUUAAAAUACGUGUCUCUUGUCUGUGGUGUUGAAAGCCGAAAACAAAAAUUGACAAUAAUGUGGACGAAAAAAUGGGGAAUUUAACGACGGUGGUGAGAUUUGGUGCUGCUCUUUUACCCUACCUUGUGGAUUACGUUGUCGGGACUAACGAUACGCUAGCAGAAUGUGUCGAGUCCGAGGAAGGCUGUCUGCGGUGCCGAGGGAACUUUUGUGCGAGGUGUGCAGGUCUACUUCACCGGGGAAACUGCGUAGACAGUUGUCCUCCAGGUCACAUUGCUGACCGAUCAACUCGGGAUGAAUAUAUGGGACGAAUAUGCCGAGAGACUGGCUACAUGUUUGGAUUAACCGGCAGUCAAGUCGCCAUCCUCGUUGGAAUUAUUUCCGGGGCGACUAUUUGUAUAUUUAUUAUCCUUUGCGGUGCAAUUGUUCUUCAUCAUCGCAAGAAGAAGGCCGCUAAAUUAAUGCGGCAAUACGAGGAUAGCGCCGAGAGGCGAGAAUUUCUCAAGCAUCUGGCUACAUUGAGAGGAGAAGCUAACACUUUUCUUGCGAUGCUCAACGACACGAGGAGACAAGUACGAGAAUUGUAUUACUCUGGAAGUAAUGGCGAUGGUGCUGUCGGUGUACAAGCUUACAGACCCGUACUCCGUGACCUCGCGAGGAUCCUAGUUCUCGUGAACAGAAAAGACGAGGAUAUAUACUUGCCACCGGAGGAUUGGCAGCGGCUGCUGGCAUGGGCCGAACGUUUACUGAGACGUUACAAGAAACAUACUUCGCCAGAGGUGGCUCAACUGGUAACAUUUCUCCAGCAACCGGGGCCAGUGAGUCAGCUGACACCGACGUCGCCCCAGCAGAUAGCAAUCACUCAAGCAUCAUCGCAGGCGUAUGAGCUAAGAUCAACACCGACGAACCUUACGACAUUCCAGGCGAACGCGCCGCUGACGACCUUUCAGGCCAGCGACAAGUCCAGCAUAAGCCCCGCGAGCUCCAGCCUCGGGUACAUCAAGGACAGUCCCGUUGGCUCGAGCUUGGGUCAGAACAGCUGCAUCGUCUACAACGACAAGCUGAGUCCGUCCGGGUCGACUGUGGGCCAGACUACCCCCCUGGUCUUCAACACGGCCCAAAAAAGACGCACGUCCUCUUCAGUCAAUUCGAAUAAUUUCCAGGAGCUCGGGAUCUCCGCGUUUAAUCACACCUACCUGCCUGGUAAUUUGACUACGGGAAUCCCCGGCGAUGGAAGCGCCAGUGUAUCUUGUCCUGAUGAGUGCAAUGGUCUCAAUCGUGAUCUCAAUCCCCAGUGGGAGUUUCAAACCACGAUUGAAGCAGCUAAUUACACGAUAUUGAAUGACUGGGCACCUGGAAGGGACUACCUCAUUGACGACUUCACGAUUCUCGGGUUCAGACCGCAAGAUGAAAUUACCACAGAAUUAUGAUACCAAUUAUUAUUAUUAUUUUUAUUUAAUUUAAGGUUAAUUAUUUUUUAGAGUUUAUAUUAUUUAUAAUUUAAGUUGCAUUUCUAUUUAAAUUAUUCUAUAUUAAAAAAAAAAAGACAAUUAUUUUUAAGACGCAUGGUUACAUGAUUCUUGAUUCUUCGAUAA
Molecule: messenger RNA, 1721 nt
Organism: Cotesia glomerata
Lineage: Eukaryota; Metazoa; Arthropoda; Insecta; Hymenoptera; Braconidae
Gene: T48
Exons: 5
Coding region: 198-1556 (452 amino acids)
Source: RefSeq, a predicted model, not a curated record